GGGCCGAACCUGGAGUCUCCAUCCCAGGACCGGCGGCUCUAAAUAGCUCCGAUGCGGCUCCCGGGAGCCUUCCGGAACCGCAGCGGGGAGCAGCCGCCGUGAAGGGUGGUGCAGGCGGCGCGGCUUCCGCUGCCGGGGCCUGGCAGCUGCCGGCACUUCCCUGUGAGAGAGCCGGGGCAGCCGCUGUCUGACAAAGUGUGAAAAGCAAACUUCGUAAGGGGCUGACCCCCCAGCCCGGUGCCCAUGAGAUGGACAGUACCUUGCCAGCAGUAGCUGAAGAACUUUUGAAAGAGAUCAAAAAGGCUUUUCAGGAGACUUCACAUGUCCCUGAUGACUUGCUGCUGGGGCUGAAGUUCAUCUUUGGCCCAUGUGCUGUCCCAGCUUUGGAUUUGGUGGAUCAGCAUUCUGUCACCCGAGUGGUGUCCCCCAGUGGCAGGACUGCAUUCCAGGUCCUUGGGAGCUCGGGCAAACUCUACACCUGCUUCAGCUCCUGCCACUUCUGCACGUGUCCUGCUUUCAGUUUUACUGUACUGCAGAAGAGUGAGAGCCUUCUGUGCAAACAUAUCCUGGCUGUCUACCUCAGUCAGGCCAUGGGAGCCUGCCAGGAACUAAAUGUCUCUGAGGAGCAACUCACAAGCAUCUUACUGGCUGAGGAAGAGGAUGAAGGAUGAAGGAUUUUUGGAUCACAUGCAGAGGUGCUUUCUGUGCACCCUCCUGGCUCUGUAGCUGACAUCUUUUUGUACCUGGAUGUCAAGUGUUCAUCAUGGCUGGUAGGUUUCUUCCUGUGCAGCAACCAAGAAUGGCAUUAAUUAGCAGCCUUAAACUGGUGACUUAGUUAAUAAAUGGUAAGAUGCCUGUGUUGAAUUCA
Molecule: messenger RNA, 868 nt
Organism: Calypte anna (Anna's hummingbird)
Lineage: Eukaryota; Metazoa; Chordata; Aves; Apodiformes; Trochilidae
Gene: ZSWIM7
Product: zinc finger SWIM-type containing 7
Exons: 6
Coding region: 249-671 (140 amino acids)
Biological process (GO): double-strand break repair via homologous recombination
Cellular component (GO): Shu complex
Molecular function (GO): zinc ion binding
Source: RefSeq, a predicted model, not a curated record